AUGACUGACAUGAAGGAAGAGGACAUUUAUGACUUUCUACCCGACCAUUUGUAUACAGACACGAAAGAUAGUUGUACUUGGACACCAAUUUGCAAAGAAGAACCAGGUUUGUCACCUGAAGUUGAAGAAGAGAAGUUUCAUGUCACACAAUUUAGUGGCACUUCUACAAUUCAGCCUUUAACUCCAUCACAACAGACAGUAUCCUUGAAUAUGAUUAAAGAAGAAGACAUUUACGAUUUCCUCCCGGAGCAUUUGUACACACCAAAGGAGGAAGAGAAUGAAACUAAGGCAUCAGACGUUAAAGAAGAAGCUUUGGACAUGAAAAUGGAAACAGAUUCUUCCCUAACGGGACACAAUGCAGACAUGGCUCCAGCAGGUACAACAGGUGAAAAGAACUGUGAAACAAAAGACUAUUCAUCAAAGCACAAGAGAACCCAUACAGCAGAGGAGCAUUACCAGUAUGUUACAUGUGGACAAGGCUUUGUACGGAAAAAUGAUAUCAUCACCCAUCAGAGUGUCCAUACUUUGGAAAGACCUCAUCAGUGUACUACAUGUGGGAAAGGCUUUACACAGAAAUAUGAUCUCAUCAGGCAUCAGAGAACCCAUACUGGUGAAAAGCCUUACCAGUGUACUACAUGUGGAAAAGGCUUUGCAGAUAAAUGUAAACUCAACAGCCAUCAAAUAACCCAUACUGGGGAAAAGCCUUACCAGUGUACUACAUGUGGAAAAGGGUUUACACAGAAAAGUAAACUCAAUACUCAUCAGACGACCCAUACAGGGGAAAGGCCUUACCAGUGUACUACAUGUGGGAAAGGCUUUAAACAGAAAUGUGAUAUCAUCAGGCAUCAGAGAACCCAUACUGGUGAAAAGCCUUACCAGUGUACUAUAUGUGGAAAAAGCUGUGUAGAUAAAAGGGCCCUCGUCACUCAUCAAAAAACCCAUACUGGUGAAAAGCCUUACCAGUGUACUACAUGUGGGAAAAGUUUUAUAGAAAAAAGGGCCCUCAUCAGGCAUCAGAGAACCCAUACUGGGGAAAGGCCUUUCCUUUGUGCUACAUGUGGAAAAGGGUUUAGUCAGAAAAGUUCCCUCAUCACCCAUCAAAGAAUCCAUACUGGGGAAAGGCCUCACCAGUGUAAUACAUGUGGGAAUACCUUCGCAGAGAAAAGGGCCCUCAUCACCCAUCAAAAAAACCAUACUGGUGAAAGGCCUUACCAGUGUACUACAUGUGGAAAAGGGUUUACAGAUAAAGCUAAUUUGAACAGGCAUCAGAAAUACCAUACUGGUGAAAAGCCUUACCAUUGUACUACAUGUGGGAAAAGGUUUACACAGAAAAUUCACCUCGUUAUUCACCAGAGAACCCAUACUGGGGAAAGGGCUUACCAGUGAGCUGCAUUUGGAAAAGGCUUUGUACAGAAAGGUGAUCUCAACAGGCAUCAGAACAUUCACAUUGACUGCAAUUAACACUGCCUAAAACGUUAGAUAACCCAGCCUCUCAACACACAUACAGCAUAGAAACUUUAUUCACAGUUUUCAAGUGUUGCUUAUCCUCAUGCAUAUUAUGAUUUUAUUCCUAUGCAUUGUACAAGUUGAUUACUUUAUUACAACUUGGAAAUCCAUCAG
Engraulis encrasicolus (European anchovy) is the source of this 1620-nucleotide messenger RNA. RefSeq names its product histone-lysine N-methyltransferase PRDM9-like. Gene Ontology annotation, biological process: regulation of transcription by RNA polymerase II. Lineage: Eukaryota; Metazoa; Chordata; Actinopteri; Clupeiformes; Engraulidae. Gene Ontology annotation, cellular component: nucleus. Bases 1 to 1386 code for a protein of 461 amino acids. The transcript is spliced from 2 exons. The record is from RefSeq and is a predicted model, not a curated record. Gene Ontology annotation, molecular function: RNA polymerase II cis-regulatory region sequence-specific DNA binding; DNA-binding transcription factor activity, RNA polymerase II-specific.